Molecule: messenger RNA, 2085 nt
Organism: Fusarium oxysporum Fo47
Lineage: Eukaryota; Fungi; Ascomycota; Sordariomycetes; Hypocreales; Nectriaceae
Product: ammonium transporter AmtB-like domain-containing protein
Exons: 3
Coding region: 233-1774 (513 amino acids)
Biological process (GO): ammonium transmembrane transport
Cellular component (GO): plasma membrane
Molecular function (GO): ammonium channel activity
Source: RefSeq, a predicted model, not a curated record
CGUUUUUAUCCCACUAGGUUGUUUCCAUAACUUCCUAUAACCGGUGGAGCUUUCCUUCCUCUUGCUCUUCCUCUUCAGGACUCACCCGUCAAUUACUUCACCUUGCUCGUCAUUUAACGUGAGAGGGAUCUGCUCAGCUUCAUCGAAUCUCACCUCUUCCAUAUUUCGACAACCUAAACCCGACGAACAUACGAAACGAGAUCCCACGAGACUUUAUACACAAUAAUUCAACAUGUCUUAUGUUAUCCCUGGACCCCCGACUGCCUUCAAUGGCACCAACGAAGAGCUUGGUGGUGAUUCCACUACCGAGAACCUCAACCAAUGGUACCAAUCCGGCGACCAGGCCUUCAUCAUCCUCUCCGCCUGUCUCGUCCUUCUCAUGGUCCCUGGCAUCGCCUUCCUGUACUCUGGUCUUGCCCGAAGAAAGUCGGCCCUCUCCAUGCUCUGGGUUGUUAUGAUGUCCUUCUCCGUCAUUGUCUUCCAGUGGUACUUCUGGGGCUUCUCUCUCGCCUUCUCUACAACUGCCAACAACCCCUUCAUCGGUGAUCUCAAGCAUUUCGGUCUUAUGAAGGUCUGGGGUGCUCCCUCAGUCGGAUCUCCUCUUGUCCCUGCUCUGCUUUACUCUUUCUAUCAGAUGAUGUUCUGCGCCGUCACUGGCGCUCUUACAGUCGGUGCUGUCGCCGAGCGAGGCCGCGUUGUGCCGAGCAUGGUCUUCAUCUUCUUCUGGGCUACUCUUGUCUAUUGCCCUCUCGCGUACUGGGUCUGGAACCCCAAUGGUUGGGGCUUCGUUAACGGCGUUCUCGACUACGCUGGUGGUGUUCCCGUCGAGAUCGGCUCUGGCAUGUCCGCGUUCGCUUACUCUUGGGUUCUGGGCCGCCGCAAUGAGAAGAUGAUGAUGAACUUCCGUCCUCACAACAUCUCUCUCAUCACUCUCGGUACCAUGUUCCUCUGGUUUGGUUGGCUCGGCUUCAAUGGUGGCUCUUCUUUCGGUGCUAACCUCCGUGCUGUUAUGGCUUGCUGGAACUCCUGCCUCACUGCCAUGUUUGCUGCUAUGACUUGGUGCAUUCUCGAUUUCCGCCUGGCUCGCAAGUGGUCCAUGGUCGGCUGGUGCUCUGGCACUAUCUCUGGUCUUGUUGCUGCUACUCCUGCUUCCGGUUUCCUCGACCCUUGGGCUAGCAUCAUCCUGGGUGUUGUCGCUGGUGUCGCUUGUAACUUUGCCACCAAGAUCAAGUUCCUUGUUCGAAUUGACGACUCUCUCGAUGUCUUUGCCGAGCACGGUGUCGGUGGUAUCGUUGGCCUCAUCUUCAAUGCUUUUUUCGCCCGUGGCUCCAUCAUUGGCCUCGACGGCGUCAACACCGGUGCUACAGGUGGCUUCAUGGAUGGAAACUACGUCAUUAUUGGCUGGCAAAUCGCUGCCAUUGUCGCUGCCUCCGCUUAUGCCUUCGUCAUGUCUGCCAUCAUUGCUAAGAUCAUCGACUUCAUUCCUGGACUGAAGCUCCGUGCCUCUGAAGAGGCUGAGCUCCUUGGUAUGGAUGACGAUCAGCACGGCGAGUUCUCUUACGACUACGUCGAGGUCCGCCGAGACUUCCUUGCUUGGAGCCCUCACCGUGGUGAGCCCGCUGAGGAUGGUGAUGUACUUGAGCCUACCCAUGGCAUCCAGGAGCACCAGUCUAUGAUGAACCCAAGCGAAUCCGAUGACGUCCGCAAGACUCCUUCUCUUAACACACCCGAUGUUGUUGCACCCGACGCGGUGAUUACCGAGAAGCAUGCUUAAACUUGCUUACGGCAAUGUUAUCUUUGCGAGUCGUAUUAGCCUUGUUUGAUAUAGAGGGGUUAUUUUAUUGCCAGAAUUUCUUUUUAUUAACUUGUGGGAUGCUGGGAGUAGCAGGCAAAGGCGUUACGGAUUUACCAUCUUUUCGACGUAUCUGCCUUGGAUUGUUUUAAUACCCGCUUGGUAGAUGUGGAUGGCUUUGGAAAAGCGAUGCAGGUCAUUGGACACGUAUAUAAUUUUGUGCCAUGUGGUCUUUAGACAGUUACAAAAUCAGAUCACUAUAUAUUAUAUUUAUACAUGUCUCGAUCAAGCAC